CAGUGAUCUUAGCCAAAGAAAAUCCAUCACUCAUGAAUAAAUAUUCCUUCGGCAUUCUUCACGGUUCAGAAAACAAUCCAGGACUUAUGCAACAGUGACUCACAUAUAGUUUUCCGGCAUUAUGCGACGUUACAAAGAAUUGGGAAGGUUUUGAAGAGAUAUCCAAGAAGUUGGACAACAUGAAAGAUCAAUUCUGGGCCAUUGCUUACGACAGUGCAUCCCGAAAGAGAGAUGGGUACAGAGUACUAAAUCACGGUGAUUUCUGGAUUAAUAACAUUCUCUUCAAGUACGACGAGAUUGGAAAACCAAUUGACACAAUCUUUGUUGACCUUCAGAUGACGUACUACACAUCGCCAGCACAUGACUUGCAAUAUUUCAUAAAUACCAGUCCACAAACGAUUGUGCGGGAAAACCAACGCGAAGAUCUGCUUCAGGUUUAUUACCAGUCUUUCGCAAAGACACUAAAAGACCUGAAUCACAAUACAAUUCCCACUUUUGACGAUCUCUUGGAAGAAAUCAGAAAGAGGGAGAUGUUUGGCUUUAUGACGGCAGUUUUUGUCCUCCCAAUCGUUCUGAUGGAAGAACAAUCAUCCGAAGGAAGUGGAAUUGAUGGAUUAGUCGAUCCACAAGUUGCUCAAGACAUGACUCGGAUCAUGUUCUCAGGAAAACGCUACACCGAAGCCAUGAAAUGCAUUUUGCGACGAUGUGAUCAAUUGAAACUGUUCGAUUUGUUGUGAUUGAGGAAGUUACAAAGCAAUACAAUGCGGAAGGAAGGUCAGUAAAUACCUCAAAACCAGCUGAUCGAGUUAACAAUAUUCUCACAUACUAAACAAGAGACGAAUAUUACAUAGAAACAGUAAUAGGUAUAUAAUGUAAAAAGCCUUGCUGAGGUAAUAAAAAGAACCUACAAGAAACGUAUAAAUCAAAAUAGCUUUUUAUGUGUCGGAGUGACCAAAUAUUACAAUGAACUUGAUAAACAAACCACUAACAACUGUGUAAAAAAUUCAAGUUGUGUAUAGUUGCGCACACAAAUAUUGUAAUACUAUUUGAUUAUUGUCAUGUCAAUAAGCAAUAAUCGUAAGGGAUAAAUUAUCAAAAUUUUAUAUUUUAUUUUACUUUUAGAUAUAAGAUCUUAGUCGGUAGAACUUUGUAGAUUGUAUCAGUAAUUGUUCCAUAGAUCAUAGUUUUUAUAGAUAAUCUAGGAAAAUUACUUAUUAAUUAGAAUAAAAUAGUAAAAUUAUCGUAAUUAAAAAAACAAGAUAUACAA
Molecule: messenger RNA, 1267 nt
Organism: Phlebotomus papatasi
Lineage: Eukaryota; Metazoa; Arthropoda; Insecta; Diptera; Psychodidae
Exons: 2
Coding region: 180-737 (185 amino acids)
Source: RefSeq, a predicted model, not a curated record